AUGGAGCAGAACUCCCUCCGCCGUCACACAAUCACUGUGGCGCCGUCGCCGCUCAUGCUCAAACAGUUGCUAGGAGUUCUACCAUCGUGCGAUGAUCUUGUGGAAAAAAUGAUGCACGAGAUUUCCGACGGCAAUUUCUUUGAUUUCGAUGAAACGAAACAAAGAAUUGAGGAAAAUGGCAGUAAAAGAGAGCGGCUAGUCAGUACAGAAACGGACCCGUUCUCUGACGCCGAAUGGAGAUCGGCGAGAUUGUCGAGCAAUGAUGACACUCCAACAAAUAGUGUAAUCGACAACAUCAAAUUGUUAGAAAUGGAAGAAGAACAAGAGAGAUUGAAUAAUUCUCUUUUCUCCCUGUCAAGUCAAUUCGCGCAAGUACAAUUUCGAUUGAAGCAAAUAGCUGAAGCUGGACCUGGAGAUAAAGAAAAACUUUUGAAAGAUUUGCACGAAUUUGCUUUCAAAGGUUGUGCUGAUAUCUCGGAGUUGAGAAGAAUGAGAAGUGAAAGUAUUGAUGAUGAUGAGAUUCGAUUCAAACAGAAAGAACGACAAAAAGAGCUUGUGAACCAAUUGAGAGAACAAAUCGAGGACCUUGAGAAGAUUGCAUACGAAAAUGGAGAUGGAGAUAUCCCAAGCACGAUGAUCAUUCAGAAACAAAAAGCAGUUCUCGAAAAACUUCAAGAAAAGAUCAACUUGAACUUACAAGUGGACAAAAUGAGUGAAUCGGAUUUACAAAAGCAAGUCGAAGACGCAAUUAAAGAGCUGGUAAAUCCAUUUAAAGAAAAAGAGCAACUCGUCGAACAACUGCAGACACAAAUUGUGGAUUUGGAGAGAUUUGUGAACUUUCUCCAACAAGAGAACAAUUCGAUUGAAGAUCAACCGACUGUUAAGGCCUUGACUUCAACAAAUCUUGCAUCUUUGAAAAAGAAAACGAACGGGAAUGCGCUCACUGGAUUGAUUGGAUGUUCAAGUCGGAGAUUUCAGAAGAAUCAGCUCAAGACGACGAAUAAAGGAAAUCAUUACGGUGAUGAACGUGCUCGACUGCAGUUAGCUGUCGAUGAAACUCUUCAAAUCCUCAGCAAGUACACUCUCCUUUAUGUUGAUUAUGAUAGUGGUGUUUCAUCAAAUGGAAGAACGAGCACAGAUACGCUGAAUGAUGAUGUGUUUGAAAAAAGCGAAGAAGAAAUAACAACAAUUGUCCGGAAACAACUUUGCCCUUCAUUGAAAGCUCUAUUAGAGCAUGGUUUGCUCGAUGAAGUCGUCACUCUAAAUUCGUUCACUGGAUUUGGAUGCUUCAGUGCAAGAGCACAAAAGAGUUCAACAACUGCGAAAACAAAACCUUUACAUCAUAUUUGGGAUGUGAUUAUAUAUUUCUAUGAGUCGAGAAGUGGGAGAGAUACAACCGAUGCCCCAGUGAGACAUCUCAGUCAAUCGUUCGCUCUCGAGAAUGUAGCUGGAAGGACGAUUACUUCGAAACAAGCUCUUCUGACAACCAUCGAAAACAUUGUCUCUUCUCAUGCUCGUUUAAGAAGAUCUCGUGAUGCUCAAUGGAAAGCUUUUGUUUCCGCGGCACUCAAUGAAAAGAGAUUGCCGGCAUGGUUGAGAAUCAUCUUCAGAACAAGAAAUGUUGUUGAUAAUUGCUUCUAUUCUUGGUCAUACGUGGCGAGAACUGGUUGUGAAGAAUUGUACACUUUACUCGAGAGUCUUCAUCAAUACAAUGUGACUCUUCCCGUUGAUUUGGCUGUCCGUCCAUUUAAUCAAAUCAAAGAGGCCUUU
Messenger RNA from Mesorhabditis belari, 1770 nucleotides. Lineage: Eukaryota; Metazoa; Nematoda; Chromadorea; Rhabditida; Rhabditidae. The record is from the annotation of a GenBank genome assembly.